AGCAUGGGGAGUGUUAGCAAGGAAACAGUUGAACAAUACUUGGAGAACAACCCACAAUUCACCAAGGAAUACUUUAACAGGAAGCUCAGGCCAGAAACGAUUGGUGCAAUCUUCAAUGGGACAAAGGUGGGAUUGGAGGAUGGGGUCUCCUUCAAAGACCUGUGCAAGUUGGAAGAGUCUGACAUUGUUUUUGAGCUGGUCAAGGAGCUGCAGGAUGACUCCAAUGUCGAGAAGCAGAUGCACAAGGUACUGCAAAGGAUUGUCGCUCUCGUCUGUGCAGACAGAGGCAGCUUGUUCAUAUUCAGAUCAAGGAAUGGUAUUGCAGAACUGGCCACAAGACUCUUUAAUGUGACCAGAGACUCCAGUUUUGAGAAUAAUCUUGUGCUUCCCCAAGGCGAGAUUGUUUUCCCUUUGGAUAUCGGGGUAGUGGGAUGGACAGCAAAAACCAAGAAGAUUCAGAAUGUUCCUGACGUUACAAAGGAUGUCCACUUCUCCAAAUUUGUUGAUAAACAGACUGGCUACACAACUGUUAAUAUGUUAGCUGCCCCUAUGAUGCAGGGGAAGGAGAUAUUAGCAGUCAUGAUGGUGAUCAACAAAAUUGGUGAACUACAAUUCUCAAAAGAAGAUCAAGAGGUUUUUACAAAAUACCUUAGUUUUGCAUCUUUAGCAUUGAAAUACUCACACUUGAGUUACCUCUACAACGUGGAAACCCGACGAUCCCAGAUCCUUCUGUGCUCUGCCAACAAGGUAUUUGAAGAACUUACAGACAUUGAGCGCCAGUUUCACAAAGCUCUAUACACAGUUCGCAUUUAUUUAAAUGUCGAAAGAUAUUCAGUUGCUCUUCUGGACAUGACUAAGCAAAAGGAGUUCUUUGAUGAAUGGCCAAUCCAGAUGGGUGAGGUACCUCCUUACAAAGGCCCGAAGACCCCAGAUGGCAGAGAAAUCAACUUUUAUAAAAUCAUUGACUACUUGUUGGUUGGGAAAGAGGAAAUCAAAGUCAUCCCGUCACCUCCAGCGGAUCACUGGUCCCUUGUGAGUGGACUGCCAACCUACGUUGCUGUGAAUGGCUUUAUCUGCAACAUGAUGAAUGCACCAGCUGAUGAAUACUUCACUUUUCAAAAAGAACCCGUGGAUGAAACCGGCUGGAUUAUAAAAAAUGUCUUGUCAUUGCCGAUUGUGAAUAAGAAAGAAGAGAUAGUGGGAAUAGCUACAUUUUACAACAGGAAAGAUGGGAAGCCAUUUGAUGAGUAUGAUGAACAGAUCACUGAAACUCUGACACAGUUCCUGGGAUGGUCACUCCUGAACACAGACACUUAUGACAAAAUGAAUAAACUAGAAAGCAGGAAAAAUAUUGCUGCGGAGAUGCUAAUGUAUCAUUCUAAGUGCACCGACAAAGAACUUCAGACCAUUUUGAAAACAAAAGAGAAGUUGGACAAAGACGUUUCAGAUUGUGAACAAAAAGAUAUGUUAAAGAUCUUGAAAGAAGAACUACCUGACCCAAGUGAUGUUGAGCUCUAUGAAUUCCACUUCAGUGAUUUGGAUGUUUCAGAAUUUGACCUAAUCAAGUGUGGAAUUCGGUGCUUCUUCGAAAUAAAUGCAGUCAUAAAGUUCAAGAUACCAGCAGAUGUAUUGACCCGAUGGAUGUACACUGUCAGAAAAGGUUACCGUGAUAUUACUUACCAUAAUUGGCGUCAUGGAUUCAAUGUGGGACAAACCAUGUUUACACUUCUCAUGACAGGUAAAAUAAAGAAGUACUACACAGAUCUCGAAGCUUUCGCCAUGAUUACGGCAGCAUUUUGUCAUGAUAUUGAUCACCGAGGCACCAAUAAUUUAUACCAGUUAAAGUGA
Messenger RNA from Rhincodon typus (whale shark), 1848 nucleotides. RefSeq names its product phosphodiesterase 6C, cGMP-specific, cone, alpha prime (gene pde6c). The coding region runs from base 4 to 1848 and encodes 614 amino acids. The record is from RefSeq and is a predicted model, not a curated record. The transcript is spliced from 14 exons. Gene Ontology annotation, molecular function: protein binding; 3',5'-cyclic-nucleotide phosphodiesterase activity. Gene Ontology annotation, biological process: visual perception; signal transduction. NCBI's taxonomy places the organism in Eukaryota, Metazoa, Chordata, Chondrichthyes, Orectolobiformes, Rhincodontidae.